This is a messenger RNA of Saprolegnia diclina VS20, 456 nucleotides long. RefSeq lists its product as hypothetical. Bases 75 to 356 code for a protein of 93 amino acids. NCBI's taxonomy places the organism in Eukaryota, Oomycota, Saprolegniomycetes, Saprolegniales, Saprolegniaceae. The record is from RefSeq and is a predicted model, not a curated record. The transcript has a single exon.
CGCGAAACAGCAACGACACGCCCAUCACUCAUGCCAGCUUCGUCGCACAAUCCGUCAUCGGCCAUUGCGCAAUAAUGCUCUGCACUAACAAGGCCCUGACGUUCUCGGACGUCCGGCGGUUGUACCAACACGACGUGAGUGUCGUCUGGCGCUUUUGCGCGGCGCAGACCCAAAGGUCGCCCGCUCUGCAGCGCUUUUGCCAGCGUCUGCGCCGCCUGCUCGUUAUGUUUACCCUCGCGUCGCCCGCGGCCGCCGAAGCGCAUCCGGCCGUGCCGCGCCUGCACGCGUUUCUACUGCGCUACGUCGUGCCGCUCUCGCGCGAGCUCCAAGCGCGCGGCCAUUGCAGCAGUAGUUAGCGCCGAAAUCAAAGACUUGUUAGUAAAUAUAGGUCCUUGUCCAAACAACAAACAACUUUACGCAAUAAUUGACGACUCUACGUGGCUUUGUCUUUGGCUA